This is a messenger RNA of Macrosiphum euphorbiae (potato aphid), 1263 nucleotides long. NCBI's taxonomy places the organism in Eukaryota, Metazoa, Arthropoda, Insecta, Hemiptera, Aphididae. The record is from the annotation of a GenBank genome assembly.
AUGUUCAUAAACGAUUUUCCAUUCAUGGAGUCCAUGCCGUCCAACAACAAUAAUUUCGUACUCAAGUCCGAGCCGUUUAGUGAAGGCAUUUACAAUGGGAACGUUUGGAUCACAGCAGAAACGGACCUCAACGGCAUGCCGGUGCACCGCGAGCAGACCUAUUUGCAGGCCAUCGACGCGCCGCAAGUACACUCGCCGCCCAUGACCAAUCAAAACCAGGCGUGCUCCAUCUGCGGCGACCGGGCGACUGGAAAACACUACGGAGCGGCGUCCUGUGACGGCUGCAAGGGAUUCUUCCGGCGAUCCGUCCGCAAGAGCCAUUUCUAUUCGUGCAGAUUUUCGAGAAACUGCAUCGUCAACAAGGACAAGCGCAAUCAGUGUCGAUACUGUCGUUUGCGGAAAUGCUUCAAAGCCGGGAUGCGAAAAGAAGCCGUGCAGAACGAACGCGACCGAAUCAACUGCAGACGACCCAGUUACGAGGAGCAACCGUGCGCCAGCGGUUUGUCCGUCACGUCGCUGUUGAACGCCGAAAUCUUGUCCCGCAGCGAAUCCGAUACGGCUGAGGACAAUAACCUAGCGAACAAACACGUGGCGAACAUCGGGGACGUGUGCGAGUCCAUGAAAACCCAAUUGCUCUUCCUGGUCGACUGGGCCAAGCGCAUACCCGCGUUCACAGAACUCCAGCUGAACGACCAGGUUUCAUUGUUGCGGGCUCACGCGGGAGAACACUUACUCUUGGGUUUGGCCAAGAGGUCGUUGAUGCUCAAGGACUUGCUGCUGCUGGGAAACAAUAGCGUAAUAACCCGUCACGUACCCGACAACGGGAUUCCGUCGGACUUGGAUAUAAGCAGAGUUGGUUCGCGCGUAUUGGACGAGCUUGUCAAACCGUUGAACGACGUGCAGAUCGACGACACCGAAUUCGCGUGUCUAAAGGCCAUCGUUUUCUUCGAUCCAAACGCCAAAGGCCUAAACGAAUCGGACCGCAUUAGACGCAUGCGCAAGCAAAUCCACAGAAACCUAGAAGACUACAUCAGUGACAGGCAAUACGAGACGUGCGGCCGGUUUGCCGAACUGUUGCUCACGUUGCCAGCUUUGCAAUCGAUCACUUGGCAAAUGAUCGAACAGAUUCAAUUCGCAAAGUUGUUCGGAAUGGCACACAUCGAACCGCUUUUACAGGAGAUGUUACUCGGAGGAGCUUCAAUCGAUCCUGAUGCAAAUGCCCAUCAAGACAACAAAAACAUCAAUGUCAUCAAUGUGUCAUAA